UAAGCUGCAUCACAUCGUCUCAGCUUAACCACUCCCUCGUCCCCUCCCGUGGAGGACUAGCGAUCAUUGACAUGGCAUCGUCUACUGGCGGCCCCGAUGGAGCACCCAAGGGCGAACACCUUCAGCCCUCCAGUUCAAGCCCCAGAAACAGUAGUAUACCACGGGUAGCAACGGAAGUACGGAGCCAACAAGUUUCACGAUCCAAAAAACACGAGAAAUCACAGAUGAUUUCUCUGAGGAACGAGCACUUGGUCAGGGCGCAUAUGGAAAGGUUUACAAGGGGGUUCAUGACAAUGGAGAUGAGAUUGCAGUGAAGAUGCUCCAUAAUAACAUGCCAGCGAUUAACGAUGAGCAAUUCCAACAUGAGUUUCACAACCUUAUGAGGCUCCACCAUCCGAACAUCGUUCAAUUAGUUGGCUACUGCUACGAAACACAACGUCAACAUGUAGAUUUCCAAGGAAGAAUGGUUUUCGGUGAAACAACAUAUAGAGCACUCUACUUUGAGUAUAUGCACAUGGGGAGCCUUCAAAGACAUAUUUCAGAAGAACUUCAUGGACUUGACUGGAAGACACGUUACAAAAUUAUCAAGGGAGCAUGUGAGGGCCUAAAAUACCUUCAUGAAGGAUGCAAAGAACCAAUUUAUUAUUUGGAUCUAAAACCCGACAACAUACUGCUAGAUGAGAAUAUGAUACCAAAACUUGCCGAUUUUGGUUUGUCCAAGCUCUUUGGUGAAGAACAAACUAGGGUUACGUAUAAUCCUGCAGGAACAUUUGGAUACAUGCCGCCGGAAUACUUGUUUGGACAAGUCGUCUCGAAGAAGUUAGACGUAUUUAGCUUGGGUGUUGUAAUUACAAAGGUACGCAAAAACUGGAGGGAGAGGUUGGAAGCUACUUGUACUUCUUCGAGAAUAUUAGAAGCAUAUUAUGAGCAAGUGAGCAUAUGCACUGAGAUAGGACUGAGCUCCAUGGAGACUGAUAGACACAACAGGCCAAGUAUAGUGGAUAUUAUCCAAAGACUGAAUGAGACAGAAACUAUGAUUGAAAAGGCGAUUUCAUGGUCGGCAAAUUUACGUUCAUCUAUGCAAGUUAUUAAGUCGCAAAGUGAGAACGAUGACAGUCUGGUGAAGGCAGAAGCGUUCGCAAGAAACAAGGCGAUUCAGGGUGCCGAGACGUGUGAUGAGUUCCCCGUCCUGGUGCGUGUCAGUGGAGCGGCUUGGCGUCGUGCGGAGGAGAUGCCGCGUGCUGGGGUGAACGUCGUCCUCGUGCUCGACGUACAGAUUAACGAUGUGACGUGGGGCAUAUUGAUGUUAGUCGAGAGUCUUGGCCCCAAUGACCGGCUCUCCAUAUUGUUUAUGGGGAAAACUAUGCAACAAGUCAUGGAGCUUACGUACAUGUCCCACGAUGGCCGGGACAUUGCCAGGCGGAAGAUCGGAGAGCACGUGGACGACGGAUAUGUGCGCCCCGUUCUGCAUGCGGCAGCUAAGGUACACCCACACAUACAUUUUCGUGACCAUACUCUACUAUAUUAUGUCAGCGAGGUUCCAGGUAAGGGCAUCUCCAACUCCAAUCCGCCACAUACAUUUUCAUGACCGUACUAUAUUAAGUCAGCGAGUUCCAGGUAAGGGCAUCUCCACCUUCAAUCCGCCCCUAAGGACCUCUUUAAUUCACAUGAUUCUAAAAACACCGGGAUAGAAAAAAAUAAGAUUGAAAUGUCAUGCUCAUCUCAAUCCUACAGAAUUUUGGAUUUUUUGAUUGCAUCGUAGGAAAAACAAAGGACUCUUUUGAAGAGGGUUUUUUUUUUGCAAUGGCUUUCGAAGAGGUUUGAGUGGAUGCUAGAAAUCCUAUAAGAAGUAGAAAAGGAAUAUCUAUAGAAAAAAUUUCUAUAUGAUUCAAUUCUAUGAAUCAAACAAUCAACAUAGAAAAAGUUCUUAUAGAUUCUAAUCCUAUAAAAUUUCUAAGGAGCCCUUAGGUUUGAGUGGAUGCUAGAAGUACUAUGAGAAGUAGUAAAAAAACAUAAAGAAAUCCCCAUAAAAUUGCAUCCUAUGAAUCAUCAAGGGAGCACCUAUACAUCAGGUGCCUCAAAAAUUUAUGUGUUUUAGUCACUUAUUUCUAAACCAUGGGAUGUAAAUCCAACAAACAAGGUAAGGGCAUCUCCAAUGCCGUCCCGUAAAUUUUCUCUCGUAUUCACCCGCGAACAGAGGGGACCAGACUGCGAAUACGGAUGCGGAAGGCGGCCAUUCAACACUGCUCGCAUUAAUCCGGCCUUUUUUAAAGUCUGCGUGUUCAAAUAGCCGCAUGCAUAGAGUCUACACAUUUAAAUAGCCACAUGCAUAGAGUACACGCGUUCAUAUAGCCGCAUGCAACAGUAGUUCAGAUAUUAUAUUCCAACAUUGUUGUCCCCUUUAACCACCCACAGAUGCUCAACCAGAUUUUUGUUCAGCUGCUCGUGAGUUGCUCGAUGUCGAAUUUGUUGAUACAUUUGAAUAAACUCUUCAAAUGUGGCCGGAUUCUGGUCUGAAAGUUCGAUAGGAUCAUCAAUGCUCUCAAAUUCUAGAGCUGCGGCAGCAUCCUCACCCUCAUCCUCAACAAUCAUAUUGUGCAUGAUCACACAACAUGUCAUCACCUCGUCCAUGGUCUCUGGAUCUCAUUGUUUAGAAGGUCCACGAACAACUGCAAAACGCGUCUGUAGAAUUCCAAAUGCCCUCUCGACAUCCUUUUUAGAUGCUUCUUGUCUUUGGGGAAAGUGAGAUUUUUUCCUGGCCAACUGGGUUAGAGAUGGUGCUGACGAAGGUAGCCCACGGAGGAUAGAUAUAGUCAAUCAGAUAGUAGCUCAUGUUGUACUCAUGCCCACUGAUAGAAUAGUGGCAAGCAGGAGCUUUUCCUUCAGUCAGCCUCGCAAAACAACAUCGAUCGCUGCAUCACAUUGAUGUCAUUAUGAGACCCAGGCAUGCUAAAGAAGCGUGCCAAUCUAAAGAUUAUGUGAUGCAACUGCUUCAAGAAUGAUGGUGGGCUUCUUAACAUGACCAUGAUAUUGCCCUUGUAAAGCCUUUGGACAGUUCACCCAUUUCCAAUGCAUGCAGUCAGGAGACCAAGCAAAUCUGGCCACCCUCUUGUUUCUGAUAUUGCCAAGAGCCUUAUGGUGUCUGCCACAAUUGGAUCUCUCGGGUACCGAGGUCCAAACACCUCGACCACGGCAGGUGUAAACCUGAUCAUGGCAACUCCACAUGUGCUCUCAGACAUUGUAGAUACCCAUCCCACGAAUCAACGGAUGUGCCAUAUGUAAGCAUUCGGAGUGCGUUUGUGCACUUCUAGUAAUAAGAGAACCCCAAUUGUUCCCAUGACAUCCUUCUUCAAGACGAAGUAGUCAUCAUAGGACCGUACGCCAUGGUACAAACAAUCGAAGACAAUCUUGCACCUCCAAAAAUGCCGGCAAAAAUGACCAAUGAGGAGUGCAUUUGGGGCAAAGUAGUUGGUCAUCAGUGUCAAAUGGACGUGCGCCCUGUUGUGGUUGAGCACUCCAUGAUCCUUGAUCGAUCCCUUGAAAUUAAGAACAUGCUCCUCCGCACGCUUCGCUUCUUCAAGGACCGUCUGCAUCAUCGUCGUCUCAUCUGUGUAGUCCUCCUCGUCGGACGAGACGUCGGAUGACUCAACAUAGUGCUCGUAUAUGUACUCAAAAUCAGAAUUCAUUGCUUGAAACAAGAAGGGACGACUUUUUUUUAGCUUCGGUAAUUCAUCGAACAAUUGCCGGGCAUGGUGAGUACAUCAGUAGCUGAUGGUACCUAGUGGGGCGGUCGAAGGAGAGGGGGUUAAACGCUGGACAAGGUGACGACGACGUAGAAUUCCAGCAUGGUGUGGCGUGGAGGCCGGGGUGGUGUAGCGGUGGCGAAGGCAAGAGAGAAAGAAGGGAGGAGAGAAAAUGGGGAGGAUUAAGGCGCGGGUCCAGGAAGGGUUUAUUGUGGCCCGGUGGUGUCGGAGUCCUACGUGGCUGCUGUCCGGGCUCCCGCAAAUGUCUUGUAUUAAGCAAGGCGAUAGCAACUUUCGCUGAAGGCCCAUUAACGCACCUUUAAAGCAAAAAUAGAAGAGAGAGAAAAACAGAUAUCCUGAAAUUCGAACCUCAGUCUCCUAGCAACUCUCGCUUAAGGCCCAUUAAUGCUUCAUUAAGAUUUUCUAAAUACAAGAUUAAUAUUUUUUGAAUACAUGGUCAACAUUUUUUCUUUGGGUUAUUUUGUUUCUUUUUCGGUUUUUAUGUUUUGGGUUUUCUUAGUUUCUUGUUUUUCAUUCUACAUUCUUAUAUACUAGUUCAAUAUUUUU
Molecule: messenger RNA, 4310 nt
Organism: Triticum dicoccoides
Lineage: Eukaryota; Viridiplantae; Streptophyta; Magnoliopsida; Poales; Poaceae
Product: G-type lectin S-receptor-like serine/threonine-protein kinase SD1-13
Exons: 8
Coding region: 317-1588 (423 amino acids)
Biological process (GO): protein phosphorylation
Molecular function (GO): protein kinase activity; ATP binding
Source: RefSeq, a predicted model, not a curated record